UCGGGGUGUCUCAGAGCUGAACAGCACCCAGCUUUUGGGGACCUGUUACACAUUUAGGGAGGAAAAGCGUCCACAAAAGCUGUUCUGAUCCCGGCGUGGGGGGCCAGACGAGAAGCCUAAAAUGUACAGGUGACGAGGACGAGGCCCGCCCGUUGUCGUGUACGCCAGCGCAGGAUUUACCCAGAAGGCAGGAAAACGCCGGACGCAGGAGGAAGUAAAUACCCAGAGGAGCAGGUUGAGAGGAUUGAUUCAGAAUGCUGGUCCAGCGUCGGCCCUGAGGACUGAGACGAGACUAAAAGCUGAUCCAGAACCAGACGAGAACCUGACAUUACACAAAGACUGAAUGUCUCUCUGUCUGAGGUGACACUGGCAAGCGAAGCGAGAUGGAUGUGUUUGGCGGAGCACCCCGGUUUCUGGCCUACCCGCGCCCCGUGGUGGUGCAGAGCGGCACGGACGCCGUCCUAAAAUGCCAGAUCGGCGGCGACCCCAGACCCGCCGUGAUCUGGGAGAGAAACAACGAGAAGAUCCAGCAGGGUGGCAGGUAUCGGGUGUUCGAGGAUGGGAACGUUUACAAUCUCAUCAUCGCGGCGGUGACGUUAGAGGACAGCGGGCAGUACAUCUGCAAAGCUAAGAACUGCAUCGGGGAGACGUACGCCGCCGCCACGCUGAAGGUGGAGGGUGAAGCUCAGGAAAUGGAGCUGAGGGAGGAGAACAGGCCGCGGUUUCUCAUCAAACCUCUGUCCACCAGAGUGGGCCGGGGGGAGGACGCCGUGUUCUCCUGUAAGCUGUGGGGGAAGCCGAGGCCGGAGGUGGUCUGGGAGAAGGACGGUAAGAAGCUGAACGAGAUCUUCGAGAGCACACACUUCAGUGUCGGAUAUCAGGAUGGAGGAUGGUUCCAGCUGAAGAUCUUUAAAACCAGGGCGCCCGAUGGUGGAGUGUACACGUGCAAGGCCAGGAACGAGUUCGGUGAGAGUUUGGCCGGAGCCGUGCUGCUGGUGGACGCGGGUCCUGGACACGAGGACGAGGGGGGCAGGAACGGUUACACCAACGGUCACUGGAAAUCCCACCAGGCCAAGCAGAGGAGCAGCAAGCAGGUGGCGACCAGGCUGAAGGACUACCCGCUUCCAAACUCCGUCAAGGUGAAAAUGUUCGCCGUGACGGAGGGGAAACACGCAAAGUUCCGCUGUUACGUGACGGGGAAACCCAAACCAGAGAUCAUCUGGAGGAAGGACGGUAAGAUCAUCCUGUCGGGGAGGAGAUACCUGCUGUACGAGGACCGUGAGGGAUACUUCACUCUGAAGGUUCUGUACUGUAAACAGCAGGAUAACGGAGUUUACGUAUGUGCAGCGUCCAACACGGCAGGACAGACGCUGAGCGCCGUGCAUCUCUUCGUUAAAGAACCGCCCGUGAGAUUUAAGCAGCCACUCAUUGACCUGGAGGUCUGGGAGCGGGACCUGGCCAUCCUGGAAUGCGAAGUGCCCGAGGACUCGGUGCCCAUUACGUGGUAUCUAGAGGACCGGAGGCUACAGCCGGGGGCCAAAUACGGGAUGGAGGAGUGGGGGACGAAGCGCAGGCUCACGAUUCGAGACAUGGGAGUGGAUGACGAUGGGAUCUACCUGUGCGAGAUGCCAGACGGAGGGCGGAGCAUUGCUGAGGUAACUGUCAAAGGUACCAUAGUGAGGAAGCUGCCCAGGAAGGUGGACGUUCUGGAGGGUGAGAAUGCAGCGUUUUGUGUGGAGGUAGAGGAGGAGGAGAUGGACAUUCACUGGUACAAAGAUGGAACAGAGCUCAGAGAGACUCAUCAGACCAUCCUCAAAUCCUUUGGCAGGACUCAUAUUCUAGUUUUUGUUAAUACGACACCCCAGGAUUCUGGCAUGGUCACCUUUUACGUGGGAAGAUCAAAGACGUCGUCUCAACUAAGAGUCAAAGCGGUCAGACACUGCCCACCUAGCUCUCCCGUGGGGGUUCAGAUCAACACGGAGCGAGCGAACGCAGCCCUCCUGUCCUGGGUUCCAGCGCAGGACUGCCGAAAGAACCCACCCUCGGGUUACAUCCUAGAGAGACAGGAAAUGGGCUCUCAGGAGUGGCUGCAGUGCCUGACCACAGACUCGGCCACGUCCGUGGAGAUCCUGGGCGACAGCGUGCCGUGCGAGGCCGACUACAGGUUCCGAAUCUGCAGCGUCAACAAGUACGGGAGGAGCGGAUACGUGGAGUUCCCGCGAGCAGUUCAUCUGGUACCAGUGGCCAAAAUACAAACUGCUCUACAGGACGCUCUGGUGCCGGAGGGUCAGGACGCCUGUUUUACCAUCGAGCUGUCCGCCUCGGUCAUAGGCACCUGGUUUUGGAACGGCAACCAGAUUCAGGAUGACGAUCGCUUCUCGAUAAGACGCUCACGUACACACCAAUCGCUCCGGAUCCGAGGGGUUCGAGACAGCGACAACGGAGCAGAGAUCACAUUCAUCGCUUAUGGAAUACGCGACUCUGCUGCUCUGUAUAUACAAGCACCGUUAGUUAAAUUCACUCCACUGUCCGAGAUGGACCGAAACAAGUUUGCCGAAGUCGGCAACCCCAUCGUUCUGUACUGCGAGCUGUCGGAUCCGGAGGCUCCCGUCCGCUGGUAUAAGAACGGCGUAGAGCUGCACUCGGCGGAGGGUCUUCACAUCCAAUCAGAAGGAACCAUGAGGAGGAUCGUCAUCCAAUCGGCUGAUUUUUCGCAUUCGGGCGUUUACAGCUGCGACGCCAUCGAUGACGUUAUCAGGUUUAACGUGGAGGUCGAAGCUCCGCCGGUGAGGUUCACAGAACUUCCAGUGGCUGAGAGGAACAAGUCAAUCGAAGCCGGAAAUCCCAUCGUACUGCAGUGUGAGCUCUCCGAUCCCACCGCCCAAGUCUUCUGGUACAAAGACGGAGCCAAACUUCUACCACAGAGCGGACUGAGCUUUCAAUCCGACGCCGCAAAGAGGGAACUCGAGGUCCAGAAGGCUGAGUUUUACCAUUCUGGGGUGUACAGCUGCAGGACGAAGGGCGCCGCCGUGCAGUUCAACGUGGAAAUUAAAGCUCCACCUAUAAGGUUCUCAGCUCUCCCGGAAUUCGAGAGGAGAAAGAGCGUGGAGGCGGGCGGCGUGGUCGUCCUGCGGUGCGAGGUAUCGGACCCCUCGGCAGAGGUCGGCUGGUCAAAGGACGGGGAGGAAUUUCUCGUUCAGUCUGGAGUAGACCUCGUGUCUGAGGGCUGCGUUCGGAAAUUAAUCAUCCAGAGAGCCGACGCGUCGCACGCCGGGGUGUUUAGGUGCACGACCGACGACGACGUUCUGGAGUACCACGUGGAGGUCAAAGCUGCACAAGUGCGCUUCUCAGCCGUCCCCGAAGACGACCGGAACAAAAGCGUGGAGGCUGGCAGCAGUUUUCAGCUCCGCUGCGAGGUGUCGGAUCCGACCGCCGGCGUGCGCUGGUACGCGGGCAACGCGGAGAUCCGACCGGAUACCGGCUGGGAUAUGAGAGCGGAGGGAAUGCUCAGGAUGCUGGUAGUCCGGACUUCCGAUCCCAGUCACUCUGGACUGUACAGCUGCAAGACGCCCGACGACUCGGUGCACUUCAGCGUGGAUAUUAAAGCUCCGUCAGCGAGGUUCUCAACCUUGCCAGAGGUUGUGGAGAAAGUGCUGGUUGACCACCCGGACCACUCGACCGACCCACGCCGUGAAAUCUCAGAGCCGCCGGCCGAGGCGUGUUGGUACGAGGACGGAGUAGAUCUCCUCUCUAAAAAUCUAGAUCAUAUUAAAAAGGAAAGCAAGAGGAAGCUCGCUGUCCAAGCGGCGCAAGCCUCCGAGUCCGGAUGGUACGACUCUUUGAGAAAGGAUGAUCCACUCAUCCGGUUUAAUGUUGGACAGAAAGCGCCGCCUUCACAAGCUCCGGACGUCCCCGAACCUAAGAGGAGAAAGUUUACCGGGGGAAGCGAACACGUCUCGAGUACCGAACGGAAUAACCUCUCGGACUUGCUGCAUGAUGCUGCAGAUGAGAAAAAGACGUUACAUCCACCCCUCACUGAGCCCGAACCUUUAAUGAAGUCAGAAGUGUCCAUCAGGAGUUUAAUCAUCAAGUCAUCCGAUAAACGAGACGACGCCAACAGACCUCGGACCCCCGACGAUCACAUCCAGGUUAACGUGGAUAAAGCCGGACAGUCUCCCUCUGAAGCGUACAGGGGGGAGCGCUGUGAUGACCAGUGCGCUUUGGAUAUGAAAGCUGCAAAGGCGAAUGUCUCAGCGUGCCAGGGAGGGCAGCCGACGCCCGCCGAAGCGGAUUACCCCCGGGAGCCCGAUGAAGCAUCCUGCCCCAAAGAUCCGAGCGAGAUCUCUGAACGUACGCUCCAAACCCGUGGGCGUCAGGAACCGCCCCUAGUCGGGCGACGUGACAGAAACGUGACGUCCGACGCCCUAAAAAAACAAACCGCCCAAUUGCCAAAGACGCCGCCCAACGAGGCGCGGGCGGCCGAGACUAAGGAUCGAUCGGUGACCUAUCAGGAGCGAGUAAAAGCACCUUCACCUAAACCUGUAACAUUCACACCACUACCCGAGAGCGCCAGGACCAAGAGCAUCGGGCGCGGCAUGCCGCUCGUACUCCAGUGUGAGGUCUCAGACCCGUACGCUCCGGUACGUUGGUUUAAGGAUGGAAUUGAGCUCAGAACUGAAAACGGGUUAGUGAUCCAGUCUGAGGAUUGUAUACGGAGGCUGGUCGUACCCACGGCGGAAGUCUGUCACACCGGAGCGUACGACUGCGAGGCAAUGGAUGACCAUGUAAAAUUUAAGGUGCAUGUCAAAGCUGCACAGAGGACGAGUCCAAGUCCGACGCUCCCAGAGACUCAGAGGAAUCAAAUUCCUUCAAACGAAACGGACGAGACCGGCGUUCCACAGAGCCGGCUGAUCCCUACAGAUCAGCUCGGCCGCUACGCACGACCAGAAGAAGUAAAAGCAGAAGAACGAAUUAAAAACAGUCCGAGCGUCGGCCAAUCCGAGGAUGCUGUCAGAACUCAUGAUGAGAAAUCAGACGAGCCGUCCGAUACUGGAGCGUACGCUUGUCAGACGGAGGACACGGACACGGACAAGAACACGGACAUGAACGCAGACGCCCCGAUAUCUGUGGAACCAUCAGCCGAACCCGUGACCUUCCUGCCCGUCACAGAAGCUCAGAGAAAGCGAACCUGCGUACCUGGGGAACCCUUCGACCUGGAAUGCCAGGUCUCGGACACCGCCGGGCGCGUCCGCUGGUACAAAGACGGGCGAGAGUUAACGUCUGAGGCCGGAGUUUUGAUUACGUCCGGAGAUACAAUCCGAAAACUGUCUGUGAGCUCGUCGGAAUUGUCUCACAGCGGGGAGUAUAGCUGCACGAGCGGCGAGGACGAAGUUACGUUCAACGUGGAGAUUAAAGCUCCAUCACUAAGUUUCAAACCCCUUACAGAGGUGGAGACGAGCAGGGCCGCUGAUGUAGGUCCACCCAUUGUUGUUAGCUGUGAGACGCCAGACUCUGAGACUCACGUUUGCCCGUAUAAAGAUGGCAUCGAGGUCUCUGUGCAAAGUGGAGAAAACAUCCAAACAGCCACAGAGAAUGAAAAUUCCGAGCCAUUAUGUGUAGAAUCAGGAGAGCUUUGUGACACUGGACUGUACGUCUGUGGAAGCGCUGGUGAUACUGGCUCAGUCAGACUGGACCAUCAAGACGUCUCCGUAGCUCCGAGCGUGAGGUUCUCCACCCUUCCAGAAGUCGCCAGAAACAAGUUUAUCGAAGCCGGAUGUCCCGUGGUACUUCAGUGUGAGAUCUCCGAUCCCGUUGCCAUGGUCCUCUGGUUCAAAGACGGAGCGCCGCUCCUGAAACAGACCGGCCUCGAGUUCCAGUCCGACGGCGCUCUGAGGGCGCUGAUCAUCCGGUCGGCCGAGCCCAGACACUCGGGAGUGUAUCGCUGUGAGGCCGGCGACGAUCACAUGGAAUUCAAGGUGGACGUCGCAGCUCCUCCCGUGACAUUCGUUUACAUCCCAGAAGAUGAACUCCACAGGAAUAUCGUGGAACAUGAGAAUCUUCUCCUGAGCUGCGAGGUGUCCAGAUGUGACGCCGUCGCUCAGUGGUACAAGGACGGUGUCGAGCUGGCAGCCGGUGAGAAAGUGACGGUGGAGGCUAAAGACACCCUCCGCAGCCUGACCGUCCAGUCCGUCCAGAUCUCAGACGCUGGGACGUAUACGUGCCGCGCAGGGGACAGCGCAUUGAUAUUUAAGGUUAACGUACGAGAGCCUCCGGUAAUGAUCAUCUAUCCGAAGGAGGACGUCCACCUCGACCGGCACGUUCCUGAGGAGAUCGUCCUGAGCUGUGAACUCUCACGUCCGAAUGGAAAAGUCACCUGGUUUAAGGACGGACAGAAACUCCAAGAAAGUGAAAAUAUGGGGUUUAAAACUGAAGGUCCUUACAGAAGGUUAAAGAUCUUCCACAGCAGGGUGGAGGACUCGGGCGAGUACGUCUGCGACACGGCCGACGACUCAAAAUUCUUUCAUCUGAGCAUAACGGAACCUCCGGUGCGCAUCGUUUCCCCCAGUCAGUCCCAGAUGGAACUGUGCCAGCAGACGUCGGAGAGGAUGGUGCUGAGCUGUGAGAUCUCCAGACCCAACGCCACCGUGCGCUGGUACCGGGACGGACUCGAGGUGGAGGAGAACCCCAACCUCAUCCUGGAGGUCGACGGCGUUUACAGGAGACUCAUCAUACCGGAGACGACCGUUGACGAUUCUGCAGAAUACGUCUGUGAUACCGCCGAUGACUCCGUAACGUUCUUCGUCAACAUCGCAGAGCCGCCGGUGCGAUUCAUCCGGCCGAGGAAGAUGGCCUGCAAAGUAGAAAAGUUUGUAGGAGACGCGGUGCUGCUUGACUGUGAGGUUUCCCGACCGAACGCAGAGGUGAGCUGGAAGAAGAACGGCGAGGACAUGGAGGAGAGCGCCAACGUGACCAUAACCGAGGAUGGCUGCACCCGACAGUUAACCAUUCACUCGUCCACGCUGGAAGACUCGGGUCAGUACGUCUGCGAUGCCAAGGACGACGUGAUGGACUUCAGUGUGAAGAUACUGGAUCCUCCAGUAACGUUCCUACAUAAAGAUGAAACGGUAACAGAGCGGAACUUUGUGGUGUCGGACGCCGUCGUGCUGAAGUGUGAGCUCUCCCGAGCCAACGGUGUCGUCCGCUGGUAUAAAGACGACGAGAGAAUUAUGGGUAACGAUCACUUCAUCUUCGAGGAAGAAGGAGCGUUUAGAUCCCUGAUCAUCCUCAACGCUGAGAUGAGGGACGCUGGGAAGUACACGUGUGAUGCAAACGAUGACGAGAUCAUCUUCAACGUGACAGUGGAAGAGGCGCCGGUGUCCAUCCUAGGAAACUCGGGGAACGCGGAACACUACUCGCUGGUCGCAGGGGAACAGCUGAUCCUGGAGUGUGAGGUGUCUCAGGACAGCGGCGUGGUUCAGUGGCUCUGUAACGGACGGGUCCUGCACCCGGACUCACGAACCCACAUCGAGAGUAAAGGUACGACCAGAAGACUCGUUCUCUCAAACCUUCAGGUGUCAGACUCAGGGGAGUAUAUCUGCGACGCCUUCGAUGACAAGAUGACCAUCAUGGUGACGGUACAAGAACCUCCGUUCAGGUUCAUUAAGAAGGAGGAGACGAACGUUACAGCCUGUGAGGAGGACAGCGUCACUCUGCAUGCCGUGGUGAACAGGAGUAACGCCCCGGUGCAGUGGCUCAGAAACGGUGAACCAAUCAGAUACCAUCGUUUUAGCGCCACAAGUGACGGGUGUGAUCAUUACCUCACCGCAAACCCUCUCCAAAGAUCCGACGCCGGGCAGUAUACGUGUGACGUGGGCACGGACAAAAUCAACUUCAGGAUCAACGUCAAGGCCAUGAAGGUGAAAUUCUCUAAGCCGCUGGAGAACCUGGUGGGGCUGAAAGGCAGCGACGUCGUCCUGAGGUGCGAGCUAUACACGCCCAAAGGAGACGUCCAGUGGCUGAAGAACAACCGAGAAAUCACCCCCAACCAACACUUCAGGAUCCGGGCGGACGGGCGAGAGAGGAGCCUGCAGAUACUCGGGGUGAGGGAUGAGGACGCGGGGGAAUACGCCUGCGAGUCUAAAGACGAGAGAACGUCUGCAAGCUUAGUCAUUAAGACUCCUCGCAUUGUGGAGUUUAUUGCCGAGCUGCACAACAUCACCGUCAUGGAAGGAGAAGACACCACGUUUAAGUGUGUGGUUUCUCCAGAAGAUGUCGAGCUGGUGUGGUGCAUGAACGGACGCCCAGUUACACCGAACGAGAGGUUUAGCAUCUCCAGUAACGGACUGUGUCACACGCUGCACAUCAAAAACUGUCAAGUAUCAGACGGCGGCAAACUCACGGCCGAGACCGAGGGCGUGGCGUCCAGAGCUAAUCUACAGGUUCAAGAGACGCAGGUCGUGUUCACCAAGAAAAUGGAGUCGGUGGUGGCGGAGGAGUUUGGGGAGGCGACCCUGGAGGUGGAGGUGAGCCUGGAGUGUGGGGAGGUACAGUGGAUGAGGCAGGGCGUGGUCAUACACCCGGGCCCGAAGUUCACCCUGAAGCAGAGCGGCCGAAAGCGUUCUCUGAGGAUCCACAGACUCGCCCUGUCCGACCGCGGGACCUACAGCUGCGAGACGCUCCACGACCGGUCGCAGGCCCAGCUGGGCGUGGAACCACGGAAGGUGAAGAUACGAAAAGGUCUGAGCGAGAUCCAAACCUUCGAGCGUGAAACCGCCUCCUUCGAGGUGGAACUCUCUCACAGUAACGUGGACGGCGUGUGGCAGAAGGACGGAAAACCUCUGAAGAACAACAAUCACUGCCGCAUGACGGCUAAAGGUCGCGUGCACAGCCUGACCAUAUGCAACCUGUCGCUGGAGAACAUGGGCACCUACACGUUCAGCGCCGAAAACGCAAAGACGUCGGCCAGACUCACCAUCAAAGAGACACCCGUGUCCAUCCUGAAGAAACUGGAGCACAGCAUGUUCCCCGAGGGUUCAGGAGCCACCCUGGAGUGUGAGAUCUCCAGAUACAACGUCAAUGUGAAAUGGACCAAGAACGGAGCAGAACUGAAGCCUGGUAAGAACCUUCGUAUCUACUCCAUGGGGAGGAAGUGCUUCCUGCAGAUUGUGAGGUGUGAGCUGGGAGAUUCGGGCGUGUACACGUGUGAUGCUGGAGACGCAAACACGUCCUGCACCGUGGAGGUUUACGAGCGAGAGCUGGAGGUGCUGCAGAACCUGGAAGACUUGGAUAUUCAGGAGGACCAGAACGCCGUGUUCAUGUGUGAGGUGUCUCUGGAUGACGUACCGGGAGAGUGGUUCAAGAACAGAGAGGGAAUCAAACCCACGAGCACCGUCAAGAUCCGGCAGGAAGGAGCCAAGCACUUCCUCCUUAUGUGCAACGUUAAGGCGGAGGACGCAGGAGAGAUCAAGUUUGUCGCCAGAAAUGUUGAGUCUACAGCUUACCUUACAGUGGAGAAGCUCCCGAACAACAUCGUGAAGCCCCUGCAGGACACCACAGCCCUGGAGAUGAGCCGAGUGGUGCUGGACUGCACGGUGUCGAACCCGCGCUGCAGCAUCCGCUGGUACCAGGGCGCCAGCGUCAUCCUGCCCUCCGAGCGCUUCGAGAUCUGCAGCGAGGGCUGCCACCGCAAACUGGUCAUUCAGCAGGUGGCGCUGGCUGACGAGGGCACGUACAGCGUGCAGGUGGAGAAGAACACGUCCUCGGCCAAGCUCACCGUGGAAGCCCAGACGGUGGAGGUGCUGCAGGAGCUGCAGGACGUGGAGGUCACGGCCCCGGACGAGGCUCGGUUUACCUGUGAGGUGUCUGUACCCGUCUCUAAAUCACCCGUAUGGACUCUGAACGACGAGGCGCUGAAACCCGGACCAGGGGUCGUCAUGGAGAGAACGGGGGACGUACACAGGCUUACUCUCAAACACACGUCCCAGGACAUGAGCGGCAGCGUGGGGUUCGUUUUAGGAACGGCCAAGAGCAUCGCCAACCUGCACGUCAAGAAAUGAUCGUGAGUGACGUGGAUCCGGAUUUAUUCUGCUGAUGUUGUCUGUGAGGAGGCGAGAGGAGGCGAGAGGAGGCGAGAGGAGACGUGAGGAGGCGAGAGGAGGCGAGAGGAGACGUGAGGAGGCGAGAGGAGACGUGAGGAGGCGAGAGGAGGCGAGAGUGUUACUGUACUUUUGUAAUGAAGCUUUUCUGUUUAAUCAUAUUAAAAUUAUAUUAUUAUUAUUAUUAUUAAUAAAAUAAAAUGAGCCACCUCUGUUUUGCACUGAUCCUGAAGCUGUAAUAAAACCAGGAGAGAUUUAGACCGUUUUAGUGGAAGUAAAAGACGCCCCCCAACGUUCCAGGUUUGGUUUGAUGAUGGUUUAAGUGCUUCUCUGGAUUUAAUCCUGAAUUUAAUUGUAAUUCCUGAUAAAAUUGUUUGUUUAUUGUGAAUAAACGCUGAUUAAAAUAUCGUAAAUAACGUCUAAGGAAAAUAACAGAAUCAAUCACUCACUGAUUCAAUCACUCACUGAUUCACUCAAUCAAUUAAUCACUCACUCACUGAUUCAAUUAAUUACUCACUGAUUUAAUAACUCACUAAUCAAACACACUGAUUUACUUACUGAUUCAAUCACUCAAUAGACAAUCACUCACUGAUUCAAUCACUUUAAUCACUGAUUCAAUAACUCAUUCACUGUAUUAAUUACUCACAGAUUCAUUUACUCAUUGAAUCAAUCAAUAAAUGAAUGAAUCAAUCACUGAAUCAAUCCCCCAC
Trichomycterus rosablanca is the source of this 10804-nucleotide messenger RNA. RefSeq names its product obscurin like cytoskeletal adaptor 1b (gene obsl1b). The record is from RefSeq and is a predicted model, not a curated record. NCBI's taxonomy places the organism in Eukaryota, Metazoa, Chordata, Actinopteri, Siluriformes, Trichomycteridae. Gene Ontology annotation, molecular function: protein binding. The transcript has 37 exons. The coding region runs from base 384 to 10055 and encodes 3223 amino acids.